Diospyros lotus (date-plum) is the source of this 906-nucleotide messenger RNA. RefSeq lists its product as uncharacterized. The coding region runs from base 166 to 666 and encodes 166 amino acids. The transcript has 6 exons. NCBI's taxonomy places the organism in Eukaryota, Viridiplantae, Streptophyta, Magnoliopsida, Ericales, Ebenaceae. The record is from RefSeq and is a predicted model, not a curated record.
GCUUUUACCUUUCCUCCGUCUCUGUGCCACCUAAAGCUAUAAACUGGCCGAUCGAUUGGCGGUGAAGUGAAGCUCUUCGGGCAGAAAAAGCUCGCCUAUCGGCCAUCUCCGGAGAGUGAAUGAUAAAGCAUCUGCUAUUCAGGGCUGAUUUCUUUUAACAAUUCCAUGGAAGAAGAAGGAUCCAUGGAUAAGGAAGAAUCGAGGAGGAGGAGGAUAGGGAAAGAAGGCGAUGUGAGGGAAGGGGUUGCAUCGAUAGCAUUGCUGCCUUCUGGUUCUAUCUCAGGGCACUUUGUUCAACUUCCUCAUUCUGUUUGCUUCGGUCUCCAUGGCACUGAGCUAGCGUGUGAAAGGGAAUGCAGCAGGGGUGAAGAUUACCGUUUAAUCAAGCUCACAAUUACGGACUACAGUAGCAAGGCAGAACGAAAUGUGGUAGUGGAAUGUAGAGGGCAUGAUGCUGCUCGGUUUUGUAACAUUGAUCAUGCUCAUGGAUGGGAGACGGAUGUUGUGGGUAUGGUUGAACAGGAGCAUGGAAAAAGUAAAAUUUUAAUUUCCUUUGAAUGUGAGACUCUGAAAUCUGAGAAAGCGGCUGAAGACCAUAUCAAGCAGUUCAUGCCCAAAUUAGCGGGGAUGGAUGCUAUUGGAUGUUUGAAUUUGCAGUUAAUGUAGGCCGGAUGAGCAUUGCCGGCUUGGACUUUGAAGCUGAAGCAGAAGAGCACAUUCAGCAGACUAUAUAAAUUUUAGAAUCCCUUUGUCUUUGUCAUGCUGGACUUGGUUAUAAUCCCUCUAAUUUUGAAAACUCUUUCGCACCUUCAUCCCAAUACAAUUCUGUUUUGUAUAGCCUUGUUGCCUGGGCAGUAUUACUUGAUUAAUUAAAGCUUCCAAUGGCUUUGCCUAUUUCCUCUAUUA